Molecule: messenger RNA, 1116 nt
Organism: Sorghum bicolor (sorghum)
Lineage: Eukaryota; Viridiplantae; Streptophyta; Magnoliopsida; Poales; Poaceae
Product: protein LURP-one-related 11
Exons: 1
Coding region: 151-798 (215 amino acids)
Source: RefSeq, a predicted model, not a curated record
GACCUAUCUAUAAAUAUAUGUGGGUGACCAGUCAUCGUCUCACUGCAGCCUGCAGCUAGCUACCGACAGCAGCAGACCAAGCAAGCAAUCAGAGAGAGAGAGAGAGAGAGAGAGAGAGGAGCUCUGCUAGCUAGCUCUUGGACCCCAUCAAUGGCCAAGAUCCAGCCUCUGCCUCUGCCUGCAGCUGCAGCUGCAUCGCCUCCCUCUUGCUCUCCCUCAGGGGAUGGGCAGAGCCUGCAGAAGCAGGCAGAGUACACGGUGUGGAUGAAGUCGCUGGUGUUCAACGGCAACGGCUGCACCGUGUACGGCGCCGACGGCGGCGUGGCCUUCCGCGUCGACAACUACGGCUGCCGCGGCGGCCGCGAGGUGUUCCUCAUGGACCGCGCCGGCAAGACCCUCAUCAGGAUCCAAAGAAAGGGCCGCCUUGGGUUGUUCAGGCGGUGGGAGGCUUGCCGGUACUCCGAAUCUGACGACGGCGAGGAGACGACGACGCCGUGGUUCAGAGUGCAGAAGCAGAAGGCUGAUGAUGGAAAGAACGGCGCCGCCGUGACGAUGAUGCACCAUGGAAGAGGUGGCAGCGCGGCCGCGUACACGAUCGGCUGGUGCGCGGCGGGCAAAUUGGGCUACGAAGUCACCGGCGCUGGCGGCGCGGUCGCGGCGGCGGUCGAGCGGAAGCGGACGCCGUCUGGUGUUGUGCUCGGAGACGAUGUCCUGACGCUGACGGUGGGGGCCGGGACGGAUCAUCUGCUCGCCUUGGGUUUGGUGGUCGUCUGUGGCCUUAUGAAACGGUGCUUGUGAUGGGGAAGUAGGGAGUUGAUGGCUGAGGACUCUCUCCAUGGAAGUGCUGCUGCUCCAUCACACAAACAAAUUUUAUCUUCUCUUUGUGCAGUUUUUGCAGCUAGAUACAUGGUGCAGUGAGAGAUUGGUGAUAAUAACUAGUAAUGUAGAUAUACUAGCAGCAGCUUGGAUCCUUUUUUUCCCACCAAAUUGAGGACCCUUCCCCUCUUUUUGGUGGAUGUUUCUUCCUGGAUCCUAUUAUGGUCAUCAGAUUGUUUUGCUGUACCUAUGUGUUGGCGAUAUUGGGCAGUAACAAAUAUACUUAUUUUUAUUAGCAUA